AUGGAGAUUGAUAAAAAACGCAGUGAAAUUCCUUGUUACUGGGAAAAUCAGCCUAUGGGAUGUCAAAAAUUAAACUGCGCUUUCCAUCACAACAGAGGACGCUACGUUGAAGGCCUAUUCCUACCUCCAAGCAAAACUGUGUUGCCCACUGUGCCAGAGUCACCAGAAGAGGAAGUGAAGGCCAGUCAACUCACAGUUCAGCAGAACAAACUGUCUGUGCAGUCUAACCCCUCUCCUCAGCUGAGGAGCGUUAUGAAAGUAGAAAGUUCUGAAAAUGUGCCAAGCCCUACACAUCCACCAGUGGUAAUCAAUGCUGCAGAUGAUGAUGAAGAUGAUGAUGAUCAGUUUUCUGAGGAGGGCGAUGAUACCAAAACACCCCCCAUGCAGCCAACUCCUGAAGUCCAUAAUGGAUUACGACUGGCUUCUGCCCGGAAACCUGGAGCAAAUUUAAAGCAAGGUGAAUGUUUGAAUUUUGGAAUAAAAACUCUUGAGGAAAUUAAAUCAAAGAAAAUGAAGGAAAAAUCCAAGAAGCAAGGUGAAGGUUCUUCAGGAGUUUCCAGUCUUUUACUCCAGCCUCAGCCCAUUCCAGGUCCUGAAAAAGAGAAUGUCCGGACUGUGGUGAGGACAGUAACUAUGUCAAGCAAACAAGGAGAAGAACCCUUGGUUAGAUUGAGUCUUACAGAGAGACUGGGAAAACGAAAAUUUUCAGUGGGUGGGGACAAUGAUCCCCCAUUAAAGCGGAGCCUAGCACAGAGGCUCGGGAAGAAAGUGGAGGUGCCAGACACUAACCCUGACAAAACACAAAAGAAAGUUCAAGUUUCCAAGUCUUUGAAGGAGCGUUUAGGUAUGUCAGCUGGUCCAAACAGUGAGGAGACAACAGAGAGAGUUAAUAAAGUUGGUGAGAUCCAUGUCAAAACAUUAGAAGAAAUUCUUCUUGAAAGAGCCAGUCAAAAACGUGGAGAACUACAAACUAAACUCAAGACAGAGGGACCUUCAAAAGCUGAAGAUUCUACUUCAGGAACAAGAAGUUCUUCUGCUGUCCGAAUUAAAACUUUCUCUGAGGUCCUAGCUGAUAAAAAGCAUCGGCAGCAGGAAACCGAGAGACAAAAUUGCAAAAAGGACGCAACUUGCAUUAAGCUAAAGAGUAACACUGAUAUAAAAAAGCCAGUGGUUUUACCACAGGUGGUUGUCAGCACAGGGCAACCAGAAGAGCCUGCAGGAAGAGCACGGUCCAUGCAGGAAGUGCACAUUAAGACACUGGAGGAGAUUAAGCUGGAGAAGGCACUGAGGGCACAACAGAGCUCAGAGAGCAGUGCCAGCUCCCCGCCUCCACCGGAGGCCACCCCCACAGCCAGACGGCUUCUGCGAAUCACCAAAAGAACAGGUACAAAAGAAGAGAAGAGACUUCAGGAAGGAAGUGAAGUUGCUUCUCAGAUGAGUGUUACUGUGGCAGAGGCUAAUGAGGCUCUAGAUGAGUCCACUGGAGUUGAUAUCACUAAAGUUCCAGCCAAGAAAUGUGAAACCCUGAGAGAGAAGCUCGUGCAGAAGCCGCAGGAGAGGGGGGCCUCACACAAGGAGAAAUCUGUCCUCACGCCCCUCCGGGGAGAUGUUGCCUCUUGCAAUACCCACAUGGAGAAACCAGUGCUCACAGCUGCGUUAGGCAUUGCCCGGCACUUGACCAAGCGGCUUCCCACAAAGCCAUCCCAGAAAGGGGAGGUAGAAACCUCCGGGAUUGGGGACUCCAUAUUGAAUGUGAAAUGUGCAGCACAGACAUUGGAGAAAAGGGGUAAAGCUAAACCCAAAGUAAAUGUGAAGCCAUCUGUAGUCAAAGUUACUUCACCUCCCAAGCUGGCGCCAAAACGCAAGGCUGCAGAGGUGCACCCUGCCGUCAUUGCAGCUGUGAAGCCACUCAGCAGCGUCCUGCAGGAAAGUCCAGCCAAGAAAGCAACCAUGGCUGUUGUCCCGCUCCUCUCUGAGGAUACAGUAGCCCCCAAGACGGAGCCAGAAAAACCUAAAGACAGUUUUGUGCUGCCUCCAACCCAGUCUUCUUCAGAACCCUCACCCCCAGAAGUAUCUGGCCCUUCUUCAUCCCAGGUAGCCACGAAAACUUGCCGACUCAGCUCUGCCUCAACAGGAAAGCCCCCACUGUCUGUGGAGGAUGAUUUUGAGAAACUAAUAUGGGAGAUUUCAGGUGGCAAAUUAGAAGCUGAGAUUGACCUGGAUCCUGGGAAGGACGAAGAUGACCUUCUGCUGGAGCUUUCAGAAAUGAUUGACAGCUGA
Messenger RNA from Dipodomys spectabilis (banner-tailed kangaroo rat), 2280 nucleotides. Its product is annotated as zinc finger CCCH domain-containing protein 11A-like. The transcript has a single exon. NCBI's taxonomy places the organism in Eukaryota, Metazoa, Chordata, Mammalia, Rodentia, Heteromyidae. The record is from RefSeq and is a predicted model, not a curated record. The coding region runs from base 1 to 2280 and encodes 759 amino acids.